AUGUCUGGGCGCGGCAAAGGUGGGAAGGGUCUGGGCAAAGGAGGCGCUAAGCGCACCGCAAAGUGCCACCGCAAAGUCCUGCGCGACAAUAUUCAGGGUAUCACCAAGCCAGCCAUCCGACGCCUGGCACGGCGUGGAGGCGUUAAGCGCAUCUCAGGCCUUAUAUACGAGGAGACGCGCGGAGUUCUUAAGGUGUUUUUGGAGAAUGUGAUCCGCGAUGCAGUUACCUACACGGAACACGCCAAACGCAAGACAGUCACGGCCAUGGACGUGGUUUACGCGCUCAAGCGCCAGGGUCGCACCCUCUAUGGCUUCGGCGGCUGAGUGUUUUCCUUACUUAUCCCAUUCCUCAAAGGCCCUUCUCAGGGCCACCCAUGAAAUCUGUGAAAGGGCUGUAGACUAGAGCCUUAAUGUCCUAAGAACAUCUAAACGUAUGGCAGUUUUGGCAAAUUAGCGAUUCUACAUAAGCAGUCUCUAAGGUUUAUUGCGGUUCGGUGCCCCUUUCAGCAUUACUUAGUGGUUUAAAGUGUCGUAUUCUCUGAUAGACGGCCAAAUUUAUAACGCCUCCGGUUUUUGCAAGUCACAGUGGAACAUCCGGUCUCAUUUACCUUGUGUCGAUUACUUUCCCGCUAUGAAUGCAAGGGCUGUGUAACUAUGACACUAGUCCGCAACGCUCAAAAUGCCUCAAUAUCGCCCUUUACAGAAAAAGUUGGCCAACUUCUAAAACAUUCUUAAGUACGUUUAAAUUUGAGAAAUACUGGCAUACCUACAACGCUCGAGUUUCAUAUCCCCUUCAAUGCCUCCACUUAAAAAUUUACUCUAGUUUCACUUUUCCUUCACGUUCCUUAACUUUUUGUCAAACCAAUAAUGACACCACAUAAUUCAAAUAGUGCAAGGCAAGUUUAGAUUUUUCAAGCUUACAUUUAAACAGGAUUUUGAUGCAUGAAAAUUCCUAGAGUUUAGGGGGAUUUUUUGUUUCCGUUUUUGUUUUUCUUUAGCUAUCAAAAACAUUUUACGUUUCUUGACCCAAAGCUGAGGCGGAAUGUCUCCCU
Cercocebus atys (sooty mangabey) is the source of this 1052-nucleotide messenger RNA. RefSeq names its product histone H4. NCBI's taxonomy places the organism in Eukaryota, Metazoa, Chordata, Mammalia, Primates, Cercopithecidae. The record is from RefSeq and is a predicted model, not a curated record. Gene Ontology annotation, molecular function: structural constituent of chromatin; DNA binding; protein heterodimerization activity. Gene Ontology annotation, biological process: nucleosome assembly.